Messenger RNA from Pteronotus mesoamericanus, 5807 nucleotides. RefSeq names its product cytoplasmic linker associated protein 2 (gene CLASP2). Gene Ontology annotation, cellular component: basal cortex; spindle microtubule; kinetochore. The transcript has 43 exons. Bases 230 to 4942 code for a protein of 1570 amino acids. Gene Ontology annotation, molecular function: microtubule binding. Gene Ontology annotation, biological process: establishment of mitotic spindle localization; mitotic spindle assembly. The record is from RefSeq and is a predicted model, not a curated record. Lineage: Eukaryota; Metazoa; Chordata; Mammalia; Chiroptera; Mormoopidae.
GGCCGCGGCCUCUGAAGCGGGCUGGGUGUCGGGGGGCGCCGAGUUUGACUAGUUUGGGGGCUGCCAGGCGCCUGGCGGUGCUCCUGCCGCCCGCCGCGCCUAGGUAGCCGCGCCUCGGCCGGACCCAGCGCGUUGUGCCCGUUCCCGCGGGGACCUGCACUGGAGGCUGGGCAGCUCUCGGCGAAAGUUGGCCCCUCACGGGCAGGCGGGCGGGCGGGCGGCCGCGGCCAUGGAGCCCAGCAGCAUGGAGUAUUUCAGCGCCCAGGUGCAGCAGAAGGACGUCGGGGGCCGCUUGCAGGUCGGCCAGGAGCUGUUGCUCUACCUCGAUGCCCCCGGCGCCAUCCCAGACCUGGAGGAGGACCUGGGCCGCCUGGGCAAGACGAUCGACGCACUCACCGGCUGGGUGGGCUCGAGCAACUACCGGGUAUCAUUAAUGGGAUUGGAAAUUUUAAGUGCCUUUGUGGACAGAUUAUCAACACGAUUUAAGUCCUACGUAGCAAUGGUUAUUGUAGCUUUAAUAGACAGAAUGGGAGAUGCCAAAGACAAGGUUCGUGAUGAAGCUCAGACUCUGAUACUGAAGUUAAUGGAUCAAGUAGCACCGCCUAUGCACAUUUGGGAACAGUUGGCUUCUGGUUUUAAGCACAAGAAUUCUCGAUCUCGAGAAGGCGUGUGUCUGUGUCUUAUUGAAACCUUAAACAUUUUUGGAGCUCAACCACUAGUCCUCAGCAAGUUGGUACCGCAUUUGUGUGUGCUAUUUGGAGAUUCCAGCAGUCAGGUGAGAGAUGCUGCAAUAUUGGCUAUAGUGGAGAUUUACAGGCAUGUGGGAGAGAAAGUAAGGGUGGACCUUUCUAAGAGAGGAAUUCCCCCUGCUAGAUUAGAAAUGAUAUUUGCCAAAUUUGAUGAAGUGCAGAACUCAGGCGGUAUGAUUUUGAAUGUCUGCAAAGAUAAAAGCUUUGAUGAUGAAGAAUCAGUGGAUGGAAAUAGGCCAUCAUCAGCUUCUUCAGCCUUCAAGGUUCCUGCACCUAAAGCAUCCGGAAAUCCAGUCAACAGUGCAAGGAAGCCUGGUUCAGCAGGUGGCCCUAAAGUUGGAGCAGGUGCUUCUAAGGAAGGAGGUGCCGGGGCAGUUGAUGAAGAUGAUUUUAUAAAAGCUUUUACAGAUGUCCCUUCUAUUCAGAUCUAUUCUAGUCGAGAACUUGAAGAAACAUUAAAUAAAAUCAGGGAAAUUUUGUCAGAUGACAAACACGACUGGGAUCAGCGUGCCAAUGCACUUAAGAAAAUUCGAUCAUUGCUUGUUGCUGGAGCUGCACAAUAUGAUUGCUUUUUCCAACAUUUACGCUUGUUGGAUGGAGCACUUAAACUGUCAGCUAAGGAUCUUAGAUCCCAGGUGGUUAGAGAAGCUUGCAUUACUGUAGCCCAUCUUUCCACGGUUUUGGGAAACAAGUUUGAUCAUGGCGCUGAAGCCAUUGUACCUACACUUUUUAAUCUUGUCCCCAAUAGUGCAAAAGUCAUGGCAACUUCUGGAUGUGCAGCAAUCAGAUUCAUCAUUCGGCAUACUCAUGUACCCAGACUUAUACCUUUAAUAACAAGCAAUUGCACAUCAAAAUCAGUUCCUGUGAGAAGGCGUUCUUUUGAGUUUUUAGAUUUAUUGUUACAAGAGUGGCAGACUCAUUCAUUAGAAAGACAUGCAGCUGUCUUGGUUGAAACUAUUAAAAAGGGAAUUCAUGAUGCUGAUGCUGAGGCCAGAGUGGAAGCAAGGAAGACAUAUAUGGGUCUUAGAAACCACUUUCCUGGUGAAGCUGAAACAUUGUAUAAUUCCCUUGAGCCAUCUUAUCAGAAGAGUCUUCAAACUUACUUAAAAAGCUCUGGCAGUGUAGCAUCUCUUCCUCAAUCUGACAGAUCUUCGUCUAGCUCACAAGAAAGUCUCAAUCGCCCGUUUUCUUCUAAAUGGUCUACAGCAAACCCAUCAACUGUGGCUGGAAGAGUAACAGCAGGCAGCAGCAAAGCCAGUUCCCUUCCAGGAAGCCUGCAGCGUUCACGAAGCGACAUUGAUGUGAAUGCUGCCGCUGGUGCCAAGGCCCAUCAUGCCGCUGGGCAGUCUAUGCGGAGUGCGCGGUUAGGUGCAGGUGCUCUGAAUCCAGGAUCCUAUGCAUCACUAGAGGAUACUUCUGACAAGAUGGAUGGAACAGCAUCUGAAGAUGGUCGAGUGAGAGCAAAGCUUUCAGCACCACUUGCUGGCAUGGGAAAUGCCAAGCCAGAUUCUAGAGGAAGAAGUCGAACAAAAAUGGUGUCUCAGUCACAGCGUUCAUCAUCACCUGACAAAAAUGAAGGAUCACAAUCUGCUAAUACCAUUGGUGCUGGCAGCCGGUCUGGGUCUCCAGGAAGAGUUCUGACCACAACAGCCCUCUCCACUGUGAGCUCUGGCGUUCAGAGAGUCCUGGUCAAUUCAGCCUCAGCACAGAAGAGAAGCAAGAUACCACGGAGCCAGGGCUGUAGCAGAGAGGCUAGUCCCUCUAGGCUCUCCGUGGCCCGAAGCAGUCGUAUUCCUCGACCAAGUGUGAGUCAAGGGUGCAGCCGAGAAGCCAGUCGCGAGAGCAGCCGAGAUACAAGCCCUGUCCGCUCUUUUCAGCCCCUCGCCUCCAGACACCAUUCCAGAUCUACUGGUGCCCUCUACGCCCCCGAUGUGUAUGGGGCCUCAGGUCCAGGGUACGGGAUCAGCCAGUCAAGUCGACUGUCAUCUUCUGUCAGCGCCAUGCGGGUCCUGAACACAGGUUCUGAUGUGGAGGAGGCAGUAGCAGAUGCCUUGCUCUUAGGAGACAUGCGGACUAAGAAAAAACCUGCUCGAAGAAGAUAUGAGUCAUAUGGAAUGCAUUCAGAUGAUGAUGCAAACAGCGAUGCGUCUAGCGCUUGUUCGGAGCGCUCCUAUAGUUCUCGAAAUGGUAGUAUCCCUACGUACAUGAGGCAGACCGAAGAUGUGGCAGAAGUCCUCAAUAGGUGUGCUAGUUCCAACUGGUCAGAAAGGAAAGAAGGCCUUUUGGGUCUGCAGAACUUAUUAAAAAAUCAGAGAACGCUGAGUCGAGUUGAACUGAAAAGAUUAUGUGAAAUUUUCACAAGAAUGUUUGCUGAUCCUCAUGGCAAGGUGUUCAGCAUGUUUUUGGAGACUUUAGUGGACUUCAUACAAGUCCACAAAGACGAUCUUCAAGAUUGGUUGUUUGUACUGCUGACACAACUACUAAAAAAAAUGGGUGCUGAUUUGCUUGGGUCUGUUCAGGCAAAAGUUCAGAAAGCCCUUGAUGUUACAAGAGAGUCUUUUCCAAAUGAUCUUCAGUUCAAUAUUCUAAUGAGAUUUACAGUUGAUCAGACUCAAACACCAAGUUUGAAGACAGUCAAGCCAGCACUUCGGGACCAGCUUCACUCUUUUUGGAGCUCCAAGGUGAAGGUUGCUAUUCUCAAAUAUAUAGAAACUCUGGCCAAACAGAUGGAUCCAGGAGAUUUUAUAAAUUCCAGUGAAACUCGCUUAGCAGUCUCUCGGGUUAUCACUUGGACAACAGAACCCAAGAGUUCUGAUGUUCGGAAGGCAGCCCAGUCAGUGCUGAUUUCCCUGUUUGAACUCAAUACCCCAGAGUUUACAAUGUUAUUAGGAGCUUUACCAAAAACUUUUCAAGAUGGUGCUACCAAACUUCUUUAUAAUCAUCUUCGAAACACUGGCAAUGGAACUCCGAGUUCCAUGGGGAGCCCUUUAACAAGGCCAACACCACGUUCACCAGCCAACUGGUCCAGUCCUCUUACUUCUCCUACCAAUACAUCACAGAAUACUUUAUCUCCAAGUGCAUUUGAUUAUGACACAGAAAAUAUGAACUCUGAAGAUAUCUAUAGCUCUCUUAGAGGUGUCACUGAAGCAAUUCAGAAUUUCAGCUACCGUAGUCAAGAAGAUAUGAACGAGCCAUUGAAAAGGGAUUUGAAAAAAGAGGAUGGCGAUUCACUGUGUGGUGGUCCCGGGAUGCCUGACCCGAGAGCAGGAGGUGAUGCUACUGAUUCAAGCCAAGCAGCCCUUGAUAAUAAAGCUUCACUGCUCCAUUCCAUGCCUGCUCACUCCUCUCCACGCUCUCGAGACUACAACCCAUAUAACUAUUCAGACAGCAUCAGUCCCUUCAAUAAGUCUGCCCUCAAGGAAGCCAUGUUUGAUGAUGAUGCCGACCAAUUUCCAGAUGAUCUUUCCCUAGACCAUUCUGACCUGGUUGCAGAGUUGUUGAAGGAGCUCUCUAACCAUAAUGAACGUGUAGAAGAAAGAAAAAUUGCCCUCUAUGAACUUAUGAAACUAACACAGGAAGAAUCUUUUAGCGUUUGGGAUGAACACUUCAAAACAAUAUUACUUUUACUGCUUGAAACUCUUGGGGAUAAAGAACCUACAAUCAGGGCUUUGGCAUUAAAGGUUUUAAAAGAAAUCCUGAGGCAUCAACCAGCAAGAUUUAAAAACUAUGCAGAACUGACUGUCAUGAAAACUUUGGAAGCACAUAAAGAUCCUCAUAAGGAGGUGGUGAGAUCCGCUGAGGAAGCUGCGUCAGUGUUGGCCACUUCAAUCAGUCCAGAGCAGUGCAUCAAAGUGCUUUGCCCUAUCAUCCAAACUGCAGAUUACCCAAUUAACCUCGCUGCGAUCAAAAUGCAAACAAAAGUGAUAGAGAGAGUGUCCAAGGAGACUCUUAAUCUGCUUUUACCGGAGAUUAUGCCAGGCUUAAUACAGGGUUAUGAUAAUUCAGAGAGCAGUGUUCGGAAAGCGUGUGUCUUCUGCCUGGUGGCUGUGCAUGCAGUCAUUGGUGAUGAACUAAAACCACAUCUCAGUCAGCUCACUGGCAGUAAAAUGAAGCUACUGAAUCUUUACAUCAAACGCGCACAAACAGGCUCUGGAGGAGCUGACCCCACUACUGACGUUUCUGGACAAAGCUAGUGAAGCCGAUUGAAGUGAACCAGGUCUCUCAAAGAAAGGACAGACAGACCGCCCUCAUCAGUGAAAGGAAAUUUUCAAAUACAUCUUUUGGAACUUACCAUUGUUUCCUAGUUUUAGUUUUUUGUUUUGUUUUGUAUUUUCUGUAACAGAGGACUACCCUCAGUCUGCAUGUAACUUUUAUGAUAGUUAUUCCAAAUUCAAGAAGAAGCAGUAUUAACAGUUGAUCAAUACAAAGUAAUUUUAAAUCAGACUCAUCAUUUCACAUGUUUGUACUUAUUUGUCUUCCCAUUAACCUUUGCCAGUGUUAUGAUUGUAUAAAUUUUUUUAAUGCUGGUUAAACAGGAAUGCUUCAAGCUUUAAAAGUUUAACAGUCUAAAACAUUUUUUUGCUUUUAUUCAAAUGCAGAAUAAUAUUUUUAUUGCUACUUUGAGUUUUGUUUCUUAUCAUGUCCUAUGCUAGAAAUAUUGAAAUGACGUGAAACAAAGCAGACUAAUUUGAACUACAGCUGGACUCUGUCGGUGUGAUGGUGAUACAUGUCAUUAGUUGCCACUUCUUUGGGGUUAUCUGUAGUUUAAAAUAAAACUAAGACCUCAAAGAGAAAUGUUACAGAAUCAGCCAGUUUUGUAAAACUGAUACUGUUUGUUGGUUAUUGAUCUUGCCAUCUUUAUUUAAAACAUGCCCCCUCUAUGAUCCCUCAAGAAAGCUGCACCAAAUCAUCUGCCUGUCUUUUUCUUGAUACUUAUUAAAAUAGAAGGUUUCAUUGCAGGGUUUUUGGUUUGUCAUUGUUGUGAAUGAUGCUUUUUUAUAUUUAUUAAUAUCAAAUUCACUUAUGAAUAAACUUGAUAAUGGAAACAGACAAAAAAAA